GACAAUUUGUUUGCCUUUUCUUUUGUUUUUUUUCAUUUUCUUUGUGUUUUUCUUUUACGCCCCUCCGCCCCGGUGCGUAAUUAUUAAGAGCAACUGUUGUAAGUUGCUGCAGACAAUUUUCUUUCUGGAAUCAAUUUUUAUUCGGAAAAAUAACUAACUAACAAGUGUUUUGACAUACAAAUUUCUGACAAAGCCUUGAAAUUACAAAAAAAUAAUCAAAACAGAAGAAACAACAAUUUUUGUUUAUCGGGCUUAGGCCAUUGUAUGGAUCAGUCUAAACCAACAACGAAAUUUGGAGACGAGCCGGACCUCCUGUUCAACCGAGCGCAGGGCCGGAUUAGUCUGUAUAGCGUUGGAGCAGCUGCUGAUCAAGCAUCAACAUUGAAUCCAAGCGUGAACGCAUCACGACAAGUCGCCAACAUUCAACUAGAAGCAACAUUCAAUGACUGUGAAAGUGGCUAUGUGCCGACCGUGGGCCGCUGGGGCUCCGAGUGGCCAAGUUGACUCGCCGCAGGUGAACAGCAACAGGAUGGAGCAGCAUCGGGUGAAGCAGACAAUGCUACCGAUGCUGCCGUUGGAGCCGCCUCCGCCAUCGAGCGGAAGUUGGCGGAGAGAAAGCGUGGAAUGGGAUUGACUACAAUGGAGAAGCAAUCUACAGAAAGCGCAACAAAUGAUCGUCAUCAAUUCGAGAAGACCAAGUCGGAGUUACAAUUGCGUAACACUGGCGCCGUCAGGCGUAUGCCCUCGACAUCUAGUGAGGAUGAUUAUUCCAACUAUGAUGCUGAUGAGGAGGAGGAUGAAGAGGAACUGGCUGAGGAUAAUGGCCAUGGAUGUUGGUCAACUGCUGACCUGACAUCAGUGGAUAGAUUACAGAUGUCGGACCUUUAUGCCGAUAUCAGACAACUUUUGGCCAGGCAGCAGCACCACCACCACCAGCAGUUGGAGCCCAUGCAAUCCCAGUGGAUUGUGGGUGAUGGUUAUGAUUUGAAUGCCUUUAAUCAGAUGAAUGGAGUUUGGCCUUUGGGUCAUCCGUUGCCCUUGCCUGAUUGGUCCACUCAGGUGAAGCCCACUCUGACCUUUGAGAACGUUUGGCAAUAUGAGGAAUUGAAUGCCAUUGUGGAGACAACAUUGCAACGCAUGCUGGAAGAGACCCAUUACAAUACUGUGAAUCUUUUUAUGGAUUUCUAUCGUAGUUUCAAACGUACACGACGCUCUGAUCUGCGUAGUUUCUUCCAGUUCUAUGAUGUGCCCAUCAAUCGACGCCAUCACAUGUGUGUAUCGUUGGCCUUUGAGAUUAUGGCCAGAUUGGUUCAGAUGUUCCCGGUGUUGUCGCAAUAUUUGUAUUUGGUUUCGUGCGAGGAACAGGUCAUCGAUUGCAAUGACUAUGUCCAGUUGGAUGAGGAAUAUGGCUUGAAUUCGGCCAAUGCCGCUGUGGAGAAGGAACACGUCAUGGUGGCCAUGCGCAUAGCCAUCAAUGGACGUCGUGGCAUAAUGAUACUCGAUCCGGGUUAUCAUGUGAGUCGGGCUGUUACCGUUAUGAUUGAUCAAAGCUAUCCACAUACAGGCUGGUUUGGUCAAUCGAAGGAACCGCAUCUUCAGAGGGAUUAUUGUUACAACUAUAGUCAGCAUAGUGACAAAUUUGUGGAGUGGAAAGAGCGAGAGAUACGCGGAGAUGAGGCCAGUUUUAAGAACUCACUUGUCUAUGUGGCCCAGGAGUAUAGCACGGCGAUUGAUGUGACUGUACGCCGUAAUCUGGUCUAUAAUUUCCGUUCCCUACUCUCCCGUGAUGCCAAAGGUCAGGUCUAUGCCGGCAUCUAUUUUCCCCUGGUGGCCAAUGUUCAAGAGUCCUAUUUGACCAUCUUCUAUGAUGGACCCAAUGAGCAACGUGUCCGCACAAAGCUAAUGUUCAAUGCCUUCAAAGUGGGCAAGGGCAAGUUACCCGAUUCCAUAGUUCAACAUCUGACUAAAUUGGCUCCACAGCUGCGUCUACCUUUGCCAGAGUUAACCGAUUUAUGCAAAUCUCUGGCCGAAGUGGUCACCGAUCAGAAUUUCAUUAGCCAAGUUCUAUCCAUAAACGAUGAUAUUGGCAACAUGUCCGUAGAGAAUUGACAGUUAAAGGAGCCUAAGAAUGUUGCUGCCCAAACGGAAGAGAUUUCCCAGUUGACCAACAAUCAACAACAUCAUCAUCUCGACGAAGCAGCUGCAACUUAGAGUUCCAAAAAUCAAAACCAACAAAAAAAAAAACACCAUACUUUAUCCUUUCCACUAUCCUUAAACAAAAAGCCAAUUAUUCUCCAAAGACGUUUUAUUCAUUUAGUGGCACUUUUACGGCACUUGUAUCAAUUUAGUAAUUAUCAAAAAUAAAAACCAAAAAUAUA
This is a messenger RNA of Drosophila willistoni, 2378 nucleotides long. RefSeq lists its product as uncharacterized. The transcript has 4 exons. NCBI's taxonomy places the organism in Eukaryota, Metazoa, Arthropoda, Insecta, Diptera, Drosophilidae. The record is from RefSeq and is a predicted model, not a curated record.